Molecule: messenger RNA, 1065 nt
Organism: Rotaria socialis
Lineage: Eukaryota; Metazoa; Rotifera; Eurotatoria; Philodinida; Philodinidae
Source: the annotation of a GenBank genome assembly
AUGAUAAUAAUUAAUAAGAUCUCUGCUUUAACAUUUUUUAAAUCAACUGAAGUUCAUCAAGGAUAUGAUGAGCUUUAUUUAUUAUUACCACCAAUAUUCCAGCCUCUUAUGGAUUAUUUUGAAGACAUAUAUGUGGGACGGCGGCGUCCCAAUGGACGUGCAACACCAAAAUGUCUAGUCGAACUAUGGAAUAUCUAUCAAGGAACUCUUGAUGAUUCAAUGCGCACCAACAAUCUGGCUGAAUCUUGGCAUAGAAGAUUCAGUUCUGUUGUUCAAUUUCAACAUCCAUCACUGUGGAUUUUUAUUCAGAGUCUCAAAAAAGGAGAAGAAAAUUAUAUUCAUUGUCAAAUGGUAAAAGCCAAUGCUGGCAAUACAACACUUCAAAAGAAGAAGUAUUUGGAUUAUAGUAAACGUCUGAAGAACUUAUUACUAUCUCCACAGACAACGCUUCUUAUAGACAAAUUGAAGGAAUUGCGUUCAGUUUGUAAUUGUAUUGCAUUUCUUUUUUUAACAAUGAGUGAUAUAGAACAGAGAAUGAUAUUCGAAUUCUUACCCAAUGAAAUUCUUAUUGAAUGCUUUACAUAUUUGAAUGCAUUCGAUCUGUUUUAUUCAUUUGAUGAGUUAAACUCUCGUUUGAAUAAUCUUAUUCGUAAUGUUCGACUUUGCAUUAACUUCGAAGAUGUUAAUAAAACACUAUUUGAUAAAUUUUGUGCAAAAAUGCUGAUCGAUACAAAUAUUCAAAAUCAAAUUCAUUCAAUCGAAAUAUUAAAUGAUGAUCAAUGUUUUCAAUGCAAUCUAUUUCUCUCAUCUUUUCCACCAAAUAAAUUUCCAAAUCUUCAGAGAUUUAUAUGGACACCUCCAUUAUUAUCGCAUGACGAAUAUUCUAUCGAAUAUCAAAAUUCAUAUCUUAAUCAAUCAGAAGAGAAUAUACAUCUUAUAAUCAAACAAAGUGAUCUACCAUUAUCUCAACUACGGGCAUUGGCUACAUCAGAUAUAGCUCCGUUUAUAUCAAAUAUUCAUCAAAAUUCAAUAAUUAAGAAUUUAAAAUUUCGACGUUUCAUUUAA